Messenger RNA from Penicillium verrucosum, 1761 nucleotides. RefSeq lists its product as uncharacterized. The transcript has a single exon. NCBI's taxonomy places the organism in Eukaryota, Fungi, Ascomycota, Eurotiomycetes, Eurotiales, Aspergillaceae. The record is from RefSeq and is a predicted model, not a curated record. Bases 1 to 1761 code for a protein of 586 amino acids.
AUGUGCAACCCACUGGCAUCUCCUCGUUCUGACGUGACUGUUACUGCAGUCCCUGUGCCUGUGCCUCCCAAGUCGACCAACUCCAAGGUUGGUUUGCCUUCGACGAGUGUCGCAAACAGUAGUGUGCAGUCCCUGGACCAGUUGCCUGCACCUUCACAGGACAAGCGUAACGCGUUCGCCCAACGCAAAACAGUCUCUUCCCGCUCUGUCACCUCUGCCCGCUCUGUCACCUCUGUCACCUCUGUCCCCUCUUCCCCCUCUGUCGCGUCUUCCUCCCACCCUCUUCGCUCUUCCCCCUCUGUCCCCUCUUCCCCCCACCCUCUUCGCUCUUCCCUCCGUUCUUCUUCCAUCCCACCUGUUCCUCCUAUCCCUGCCUCGAUCCUGAAAAAUCGACCUGGCAACCUCGCUGUCUCCGAGAUCAAACCUCGCUCCUCUUCUGCUCCGCCAUCUCCACCCAAGAUGGCUGAUAGCUCCAAUGCUCCGGAGGGCAACAACAAGCCACUCCCCGUGUCUCCUUACAGACACGAGCCUCACACACCCAGUCCGCGGACACCCACCUUCAAAAAGGAUGACAUGCGCCGUCCCAGCCUCAGUCCAAUGGAACGUACUGCCGGUGCCAGUUCCACCGCCGGUAGUCCCGCCACUCAUCGUUCCAGCUUGACUCUCAAAGAUCUUCCCGAGGCUGUUCGAUCUCUCCAGUACAAGUAUGAGACAGACCUCAAACGACUCACAAAGAAGAUCGACGAUAUCAACAAGCUCGAACAGAAAGUUGAUCACUUUGUUACCGUCACUCAAGACUACAUCCAGGACCAAAUGGAUGCCCAGUUUGAGCGCCAGUCUGAGAUGUCUCUCGAAAUCGCCAACGCGAAGCGUGACGCGGCUGAAGCCAAGGAACAGAUUAAGGAGAUCAAGGAGAGUAUUCACGAGAUGCGACUCGAAAUCAACGAGCACACCUCGACUGUCAAUGACCUAAGUGCCAAGGUCGACAUGUGUCUCACUGGGAUCUAUGACAACACCGACGAACCAUUUGUGGUCUACCAGCGUCGCAAGAACAAAGAGAUCGACGAAGAUAUUCAGGACAUCGGAGAUGACACCGUCCUGCUGGGAGCGCAGAUCACCCACUUGAGACAAAUGCUCAUUCUCAAUCAGGUUGCUCUCAGAAUGUUGCAGGAAGAGCAUGGUCUUGAGAUUUCUGAAGACGUGGAAAAUGUUCUUCCACGCAUCCCUUUGCCUGCACACGACACCGUGCCACCCACCGGUACCUUGAGACCUCUUGCCUCCUCCUUCGAGUCUGCGGCAACUCGACCAGCAACAGCCGCUGCUCCAGCAAAGAGCACUCCUGCGGGAAGUACCGUCCCGCAGGUCAAGAUCACUGCGCCCGCAUCAGCUACUCCGCCAGCAUCAGCCAGCGGAUCGGCAACAGCCAGCGGGUCGGCCACCAUCACGCCGCCUGGAUCGUCCACCGUCAAGCAGAGUUCGAUCCCACGGCGUUCGAAGAAGGAGAAGACUUCUAAGAAGUCUUCUAGCGUUUCCUCUGGUUCCACUGUUACGAACCAGACCACCACUGCCACCGCCACCGGGGAAGAGACCGUUCCCCCUGUCCCCCAGGUCCCCCACGGGAUCAUCCUCCCCGUCGAGGCUGUCCGUGAUGCGCCCAGCAUCCCCCUCGGCCACAUCCACCCACUGUACAGGCCACAGUACAGUGAGAUGAACGCGGAGGACAUUCCCGCGGCCCCGACCACCCGGACCGGGGAGCCUUAG